GUACAUUGUGCCGCGGCAAGCCGAAUUGUUUUCUUCUUUAGCACUUCUCUAGUCCACGAUGUUGCGCAAAGGUACGCGGCGGCUGCUCAUGGAAGGAGAGCGCUCCUUCAUCCAUCCCGGCGAGUCGCCCAUCACGUCCACCGGCGGUCUGCCCUUCUACGGCAACCUCUACACCGGUCGAGUGGACUCACAGAACUACCUGCCGCCUCGUCAAGGUGGCUCUGGCUUGCUAGACAACAACAGCACCCUGUGGGACAACCCAGCGAUUCGGGAGAAGCUGCAGUCGUGUCCCUACUUCGCCCUGAGCGACCAGGUGAUGUACCACAACAUGGAUCCGGUGUACCUUGACCCCGGCUUAUUGUCCCCGGAGGAGCAUCAGCUACUUUUGUUGUUUAGUCGCGCCUACUACGAAAAGUGGAAGGAGAUCCACCGUCGUCCGCCCCAUCCGCUGCCCCAACUGCGCAUCAACUACGGCUCUACAAAGCUCCUGGACGACAUCCUCUUCAUGCUCGAUGUGCAGCCGGCGGUGGGUGAGAUCCUCAAGAAAGAGUACGCUGUGGAUGACGCCUCACUGAUUGGCAUGAACCCGAACUUGUGGAGCUCAGCCUACCUGGACCCCGCGAACAUGGACCAACUCUCCGGCCGCGUGCUCGAGUUCGCUGGGGUGCAGGAGCCGACGCGGCGCAAGUUUUUUCUCCUGCUCGAGCAGAUGCGCCGCAUCAAAGUGCACCGGCGCGACCUGCCCAGUGGAGAGGAGAAGGUGGAGAUUGUGCCGUUCCACUUUGGCGUGACACUAUUCGACUUGUGCAAGUAUUUGGGUCUCGGACCCUACAACGGGCAGCUGAAGGUGUACGACAUGGUGGAUAUGGCAGGGACGAUGCGAGCCGAGACGCUGAAGUCGGAGGACGUGUACUUUGACUUCUUGAUCGCCCUCUUUUUCCGGGCCGACAUCCGCAACGCUACACUGACCGACCUGGCAGACGCGCAGGACAACACGUGCCGCUACACCGUCACGGUAGAGCCGUUCACGGCGGACGACCGGCGGAAGGGGCGGUGGUUUUGA
This is a messenger RNA of Leptomonas pyrrhocoris, 1063 nucleotides long. RefSeq lists its product as hypothetical. The transcript has a single exon. The record is from RefSeq and is a predicted model, not a curated record. Bases 59 to 1063 code for a protein of 334 amino acids. Lineage: Eukaryota; Euglenozoa; Kinetoplastea; Trypanosomatida; Trypanosomatidae.